Glarea lozoyensis ATCC 20868 is the source of this 495-nucleotide messenger RNA. RefSeq lists its product as uncharacterized. The transcript has 3 exons. Bases 1 to 495 code for a protein of 164 amino acids. The record is from RefSeq and is a predicted model, not a curated record. Lineage: Eukaryota; Fungi; Ascomycota; Leotiomycetes; Helotiales; Helotiaceae.
AUGUCGGCACUCGAAAGUAACACCGUAUAUAUGACUCUCAAUAGCAGAGGAAUUCGGGGGACUUUUCAUUGGGGGCUCCUGGUCACAUCAGCGGCUCCUAAAGGACUAUAUUACCAUGCUACCAAUAAAGCUGGCGGCUGGCAAUUAGAAGCAAAGCCGUCCUCGAACGCGAUGAACUCCAUGAGUCUGGUACUCGUGUACAAGCUUGGAGACGUCUCCUCACCAGACCAGGUUGAUCAGGUAUUGCGGAGCGUGCCUGCAGAUGGUUCGCCAUCGCUGCGCACCGGUGAAGCUUUUACCUGCAGAAUAUGGCUCAAAGAUGCCAUUAUGGCACUCGACAAGAACCAGCUUCUUAAACUAGCCGCUCAUAUUGAUGAUAUCGAGAAGAAGGCUUUCGCGGCUGCCACUCGCUUAGAGCCUGCUAUUGAGGAAGGCCUCAUAAAAGCUAAGAUUGUCUCUACAGGCUCCUCUUCAUCUUCGUCUAGUCGAUGGUAG